CAGCAUUGGGAUCUUGACUCACUUCCUGAACAUGGUUGACCUUCAUUCCUGCACUGACCGCGCUCACCACUCAUACACUCAGCAUGGCCGACGCAGCACCACCAGCCGCGGACGGCGAGCCUAAGAUAUCCAAGCGCGCCGCGGAGAAAGAAGCGAAGAAAGCAGCAGCAAAAGCCGCCAAAGCUGCCUCGAAAUCUGCCCCUCAGCCAGCAUCAGGAAAUGCUGCCUCGAGCAAAGCCACGCCAGCAGAAGCUGUAGACCCUUUCAAAACAGGAUGGCUCAAGGGUGUCUACAACGAGAAGCCUGUGCCGCCCAACGAAGUCCAGACACGAUUCCCACCUGAGCCUAAUGGCUACUUGCACAUCGGCCACGCCAAAGCCAUCACUGUCAAUUUUGGUUUCGCAAAGUCAUAUGGCGGCAAAUGUAACCUUCGAUUCGAUGACACCAACCCUGCGAAAGAGGAAGAGCAGUUCUUCACCAGUAUCAAGGACAUGGUGCAGUGGCUGGGCUUCGAGCCGGCCAGAAUCACACAUUCGAGCGAUGACUUUGACAGACUCUACAACUUGGCCGAAGAGUUGAUUCGACGUGGCAAGGCAUAUGUAUGCUUCUGUUCUGCAGCUGCUAUCCAGGCUGGACGAGGUGGAAAGGACCACGGACCACGUUCAGUGUGCGAACACUGGAGCAAGGGCGUUGAGCAGAAUUUGGAAGAGUUCCGAGGGAUGCGAGACGGGAAAUACGAAGCUGGACAGGCGUUGCUGAGGAUGAAGCAGUAUCUCGGUACGAAGUCUGAGGAAUAUGAAGCGGCAGAAGGUGAUAGUGCAGAGGUCAAAAAGGAAAAGGAUAAGCUGAGGAAACUGGCAAACAACCCGGCUCUUUGGGAUGUGGCAGCAUAUCGCAUCAAGAAGGAGAACUAUCACCAUCGGACAGGCAACAAAUGGCGAAUUUACCCGACCUAUGAAUUCACGCAUUGCCUGUGUGAUUCCUUCGAGGGCAUCACCCACAGUCUGUGCACUGUGGAAUUCGAGACACUGCGGCCCGCGUACGACUGGCUAUGCGAGGCUCUGGACUUCAAACUACCCGGGUCGGAUGAGAAGGGUCCGAUGCAACGCGAAUAUGGUCGACUGAAUGUAGAAGGCACGAUCCUGUCGAAGCGGAGGAUCGCGAUGCUUGUCAAUGGCACCACUGUCGGCGGCGAUGCACCUGAUCCGGUCGAUGAAGCAGCAGAUGGCGUGGACGAGAUCAAACUGGAAGAGGAGGGUGACGAAGAGCCGGAGACAACGGCAGAGGUCAGCAAAGUGGUGACGGCUGGCACUGGUCGCAAGAUCCCGCCUGUUGUACGUGACUGGAAUGACCCUCGCUUAUUCACACUCGUGGCUCUCCGUCGGCGUGGCGUGCCGCCAGGCGCUCUGAAGAAAUUCGUCUUCGAUCUCGGCGUCACGAAAAGCAACGCAAAUACCAUGACACAUGUUCUCGAUGCCACAAUGCGGACGUACCUGGAGCGAACAGUUCCUCGUCUUAUGCUUGUUCUCGACCCAAUCAAAGUCACCUUCACGAAUUUACCAGAUGACUACGUUGAGGAGCGAGUGGUUCCGUUCGAUCCAAAGGACAAAGAGAAGGGCGAUCACAAAGUUCCCUUCACCAAGACCAUAUACAUCGACCGAGAUGAUUUCCGUGAAGUGGACGACCAAGACUUUUUCCGCCUGUCGCCUGGUCAGAGCGUCGGCCUGCUCAACGCCGAGUUCCCCAUCAAGGUCGUCUCUUUCUCGAAGAACGCAGAAGGCAAGGUGGAUGAGAUCAAAGCAGAAUACGGCAAAGAUGUACCAGCAGGCAAAGCGCGUAUCCACUGGGUUGGCGAAUCCAAAGCACAUAACUCACCCAUCAAAGCCGAAUGCCGCAUCUUCAACGCACUAUUCAAGACCACGAAACCGAACGAGCUUGACUGGAAGAACGGCGGGUACUACGACGACGUCAACCCUGAAUCAGAGGUGAUUUACAAGAAUGCUCUGGUCGAAGUUGGGUUUAGAGAAAUCCAGCAAAGAGCCCCUUGGCCCAAGACGGAUGGCGAGACGAGCGGAAAUGCAGAUAAAUCUUCUGUGAGAUUUCAAGGCCUGAGGACCGCGUUCUUUGCCGAGGAUCAGGAUUCGACACCGGAGCAUGUUGUGCUCAACCGGAUCGUGAGUUUGAAGGAGGACACCGCGAAGAAAGAUGUCGGUGCUGGGGUCAAGAAGGAGGUGAAGAAGGAUGCGAAGAAGUAGGCAUUUUAAUUUCGUUUCCCAGAAGAGUGUGUUGUGCUGUUAGCGAGGAGUUGGGUGUGCAAUGGCGCUGCAAGAGACAGAUGAUGGUGAUGAUGAAUGCGAUGUUCGGCCUAGUGGCUAUGUACGAGUAUCAAGUAUCCGCAAACCACAUGCCUCUUGCAACAGUACUUCUGCUGUUGAAAGGACCAG
This is a messenger RNA of Cercospora beticola, 2444 nucleotides long. Lineage: Eukaryota; Fungi; Ascomycota; Dothideomycetes; Mycosphaerellales; Mycosphaerellaceae. The record is from RefSeq and is a predicted model, not a curated record.